Molecule: messenger RNA, 495 nt
Organism: Stylophora pistillata
Lineage: Eukaryota; Metazoa; Cnidaria; Anthozoa; Scleractinia; Pocilloporidae
Product: kinesin light chain-like
Source: RefSeq, a predicted model, not a curated record
AUGUUAAGAGUGAUUGAACCAAGUCACGAAGGUGGGCACCUGACAAACGCAACAUGUUACCAGAAUUUGGAUACUUUAUACCAAGCGGUGGGCGAAACAGAUCAAGCAAAAGACUUCUAUGAGCGUGCACUGGAGAUUCUUCUGAAAAAGCUGGGAGCUGAACAUGUUAAUGUUGUAGCCUCUUACCAUAGUCAGGGAAGUUUACGCAGUGACCUGGGUGAAACAGGUCAGGCAAAAGAGUACUAUAAUUGUGCACUGGAGAUUCGUCUGAAAAAGCUGGGAGCUGAACAUGUGGGUGUUGCAGCCUCUUACGACAAUCUGGGUAGUUUACACAGUGCGCUGGGCGAAAUAGAUCAAGAAAAAGAGUACCACCACCGUGCACUGGAAAUUUAUUUGAAAAAGCUGGGAGCUGAAAAUGUUCAUGUUGCAACCUCUUACAAUAAUCUGAGUAGUUUGCACAUUGCGCUGGGCGAAACAGCUCAAGAAAAGGAGUAA